GCCCAAAUUCUGAAACGUUCCUCACCUUAACAAGGAAUCCUUCAUUGAUUCUAGGACGCCCUACGUCAAUUCUCAAAGCUUCCUUAUUGAGGCGCCAUCAAUGAAGGGUUCCUUGGUUAGUCAUCUCCGUAAGGCAGCGCGCUCGGUACCUUCGUGACUCCUUUCCUCGCUCCUGUCCCUGAACGAGCGCUCGCCCGCAAUGCUUCCCCACGUGAUGUCCGCCUGCGCAAGCGCAGUGUCGCCUUCUGUUGACGCGAGCAGCUGAGGGCGCGGAGUACUGCGUUUUCGCACGAAGAUGGCGGCUUCGAAUAGGUCGGCGGCAGACAGCAGCCUGGAAGACUUCGCGCGAUUUUUAAGCCGUGCCUGCGACUUUGUCUUCGGGGAUGUAUACGCAUAUUCCCCAAGAGUGAGGUGCCUUCGGGACAAGGUGAACCCCAUGGAAGUGUACUCGGACGAGGAGUUCCUUUUCAGAUUCCGGUUCUCGAAAACGUCCGUGCUCACGAUGAUGUCCGACUUACAACUACAAGACAACACGGAUGGAAGAGGGACGCCGCUUCCAGCGUUGUUGAAGUUAUUGAUCACACUGCGAUUUUUCGGCUCUGGUGCAAUGCAGACAGUUGUAGGUGACCUGGUCAAUGUGUCGCAGCCAUCGGUGUCGCGGUGCAUAUGGGAGACGACGCAGGCCGUGUGUUUACGGCUUUUCCCGAAAUAUGUGCGCCAUCCUGACGCUCAAGAAGCAACAUCGUUGAUGACCCGCUUUCACAACAUCGGCGGAUUUCCUGGUGUGACUGGAUGCAUCGACUGCACGCACGUGCCAAUUGACAGUCCGGGUGGGGAUGACGCCGAGGUGUACCGGAAUCGGAAGGGAUACUUCUCUAUUAAUGUGCAGGCUGUCACCGGACCAGAGUUACAGUUUCUGGAUGUAGUUGCAAGUUGGCCUGGAUCGGUUCAUGACAGCUGCAUAUUCUCGAACAGUAGAGUGAUGGUGCUUUACGAGCAAAAAGCUGUGCCAGGCAUUCUUCUGGGCGACCAAGGUUAUGCCUGCCUGCCAUAUCUGAUGCCACCACUCAGAAACCCCCGCACAGCUGCAGAAAAGAGGUACAACACUAGUCAUAUCAAGACCAGGAACACCGUGGAAAGGGCUUUCGGAGUGUGGAAGAGACGCUUCCCAUGCCUGCGGACAAAACUGCUCACAGACACUCCCCGGUCUGUUGCCAUCAUUACAGCUUGUGCAGCCCUGCACAAUGUUGCAUAUGGAAUGCGGGAGCCCUGUCCAGUGUCCAUUGAUGAAGUUGAUGACUCAAGUUCAAUAGACGACCAAAGUCAAAAUGAAUCUGGCACUUUACUGGGCACACAAUUGCGCAGCCGCCUCAUCCAACGAUGUUUUUCUUCUAGGCAUACAGAUGAUGACGCAGCCUCCUCAUGAAGGU
Molecule: messenger RNA, 1430 nt
Organism: Dermacentor silvarum
Lineage: Eukaryota; Metazoa; Arthropoda; Arachnida; Ixodida; Ixodidae
Product: putative nuclease HARBI1
Exons: 3
Coding region: 296-1426 (376 amino acids)
Source: RefSeq, a predicted model, not a curated record